AUGGCAUCCGCACAGCAGCUCCGGAGACUGACCGAGGAGGUAAUUUGUCCCAUUUGUCUGGAUUUCUUCAGCGAUCCGGUUACACUGGAUUGUGGACACAACUUCUGCCGCUCCUGUAUCACCCAGAGUUGGGAAAAGAAGAAGAUAAACUCCUGCCCGGAAUGUAGAGAGGUGUUUCCGGAAAGAAACCUCAGGGUAAAUCGGGCCUUAGCGAAUCUGGCCGAGGAGGCUCGAAAAUUAAAGCUGGAUUCGAAAGAGACGAAGAGUAAACCUCACUGUGAGAAACAUCAGCGAGAACUGGAGCUGUUUUGUGAAACUGACAGAAAGUUGGUCUGUCUGAUGUGUGUCACUGCACCGGAACACAGACAGCACCGCUUCAUACAGAUUAAAGAAGGAGUUAAAGUGUACAAGGAUAAACUGAAAUCUUCUUUAGAUUCUCUCACAGAGAAGAAAUCGGCGGUUCUCCAAGCAGAACUGACCCAGAAACGGAAGAUUUCCGAAGUGAGGGAACAGGCGAGCAGUCUGCAGACCCACAUCACAUCCGAGUUCACGAAAAUGCACCAGAUUCUCACUGAGAAAGAGCAGCGUUUACUCAGAGAUCUCAGGGAAGAAGAGGAGAGGAUUGUAGAACCAAUGGAGAAAACCCUUCGAGAGAUUCAGAAGAAUUUAAAUUGUAUUGAGAAAAAACUCUCAAAGUUGCAGAAACAGAUGGAGCAAACGGACGAGCUGAUAUUUCUGAAGGAGGCAGCUUGUCGGAAGAGAAGAAUUAGCGAUAACAAUUGGAUAUCACCAGUAGAUGGCGCCCUGUCCAUUGGAAAAUUCAAUGGCCCUUCACAGUACACAGUUUGGAGAGAAAUGAUGGAUGACAUUAACCCCGCUCCAGCCUCUCUGACUCUGGAUCCGAACACAGCACAUCCCUGGCUCAUCCUGUCUGAGGGCCGGACCAGUGUGAGACUCGGAGGCAAACGGCAGCCACUCCCUGACUCCCCGGAGAGAUUUGAUUCCUGUCCCUGUGUCCUGGGAUCAGAGGGAUUCACAUCAGGGAGACAUUACUGGGAGGUGGAGGUGGGGGAGAAGACCCGGUGGUAUCUGGGAGUGGCCCGAGAGGCUGUGAAGAGGAAAGGGAGGAUCACCCUGAGCCCGGAGACUGGAUUCUGGAUUGUGUGGCUGGGACCCGGAUGUGAUUAUUUUGCCUCCACCUCCCCCUCACGGACCCCCCUCUCCCCGAGUGUGAAUCCCCGGAAGAUCGGGGUUUUCCUGGACUAUGAGGGUGGACAGGUGUCAUUUUACAAUGCGGACACCAUGUCCCAUCUCCACACUUUCACCCACACUUUCACUGAGAGGAUCUUUCCCAUCUUCCAUCCGGGAGAGAAUGACGGCGGGAAAAACUUCGCCCCGCUGACAAUCUGCGGGAUUAAAGGGCACUGACAGAUCCAUCCCAUAAUUUCACCCCGUCCCCUGCCUCCUGCCAGCUGUAAACUGAUGGCGGUCAGUCUCAGUCUGGGGGAGAGAAGGAGGGGGAGAGAAGAAACAAAUAGAAGCUCAAUUGUAGAGAGGGACUGACUGGGUAGAAUGAGCUGUGAGCUGCAGGAACCCGGGGACCUUCCUGCCCCUAAUGUUGCUCCACAGGCGGGAGGUGGCGCUACAUGAUGGUGUUGGAGAUGAAUCAGUCAGUGGGUCUCAGACUGGACUCAGUGGGGUCUUUCCAGGGGACAGCAGAUCUUUUCACUGCAAGGCAGAGAGAGACAGGGAGAUCCAGAAAGAGUUGAGGAAGUGAAGGCAACAAAUACAAGAAUUCCUUGAGUCACUGUUAUUCCCACCUUCAGGGCGAUGAGGUGGUCUUGGUUUCCAGUGGACAGAGGUGCGAAGCUUCAACGUUUGAAUGAGUGAGUAAAUUUGGAUCAUUUUGCAGACUUUCACACUUCUCCCGACAUGCAGCAAUGUAAGUGACUCUUAAUGCCGGCUGGGCAUUCAAUUCUGAAUUUCCCUGCAACACCAACACGAACAUCUCAUCAAUGAAUUUAUCAAAGAAGAUUGGAGGGGAGACCAGUUGCUGUUGUGAUCCACGUCACUCUUCAGUUUGGACUCAGGUAGUGAGUAAGUGCCAUUCCCAAGUUGCCUGGCCCACUGAGUGCUUCCAUCAUUUUCUGCUGAUAUUAAUGACUCAUUGGUCUGAUUCCUGUAAUUAUGAUAGCACUGUCAGAUUGUUAAACUUAAGGUUCUCAACAUAUUGCAAUGAUUCUAUGGGUGCUGAUCAUUGAACUGGAUCUGCUCAGGUUUGUAAAUAUUAAUGAGAACGUCACGUUUAAGUGGGUACACUUAUAAAAUUGAUGGUAAGGCAACUUAUGUGUUUGCGGGAUCCCCUUGCUGACGUAUCUGCAGUUAGGUUGACUGAGUGAACCCCUUUAAAGAAGGGGAUAUGUGGAGGUAAACUCUGCACCGUCAGGAAAAACAGGAGUGAGACACAGCCCUACAGAUCAAGGAAUUCGGAGGCAGUUAGGGAACUCACGGCAGAGUAGAAAAGGAGCAUUUUGUUUGGUUUAUUGGCACAUCGUUUGGGAAUAUUGUUGAUAAUUUGUGUUGAAAGUGCUAUAUGAAUUGCUUUGUGUAUGUAUACCAUUCAUGUAUAAUGUUUAACAACAUGAGAGACACAAGUCACUUGAAUGUAACUGCAGUAAAUUAUUUAUCGGUCCUUGGUUUUCUGGUCUGUCUUAUCUCUGUUUAUUUCAGUGAAAUCAUCCGAAAAAUCAUGACUUUGUAAUUAUCUGCUUUUUGCAAAAUAUUAAAGCGAUCUUGUCAAGCUGCACAAGGUCAGGCAGGAGACAUCACAGUGGGCGUGAGACACAGCCCAAGUGACUAUAUAGUUCAAGGCAUUUGGAGGCAGUGUGAAAAUUUUAAAAGUUUGAAAUUCAGUUUUUUCAGUCAUAAAAAGUUUAAUAAGAUUGCUGAUCCAGCUGACUGAGGGACAGAUAUCUGCUGAAGCCUGAACAGGGCCUCUAGGUGGUGAUUACUGCUAAAGCUCAAUAUGUGUGAGGCAGCUCUAUUUAAUGAAUGAAUGAUUUUAUUGUUACCUGUAUAUUACAGUGCAAAUGCAAUAAAAUGCAAUGAAAAUC
Molecule: messenger RNA, 3113 nt
Organism: Hemiscyllium ocellatum (epaulette shark)
Lineage: Eukaryota; Metazoa; Chordata; Chondrichthyes; Orectolobiformes; Hemiscylliidae
Product: zinc-binding protein A33-like
Exons: 6
Coding region: 1-1428 (475 amino acids)
Molecular function (GO): zinc ion binding; protein binding
Source: RefSeq, a predicted model, not a curated record